AAUAUUAUGUUUCUCGUUUAUUGAAAUUUGAGAUUUGAUUUUUAUUCAUAAUUUUGUGCAUAGUACUAAAAUUGUAAUUGUAAGGUUAUGUUGGUUUGUUUAUGUAUUCAUGGUCUGUUCACAACGAACUUGUCACGGCCAACUGCGACGUCGAAUUUUAAUAUUAAUUUAUUUAUUUGGCUAAAAGGGUGAAAUUUGCGUCCACCCUGUGCACCCUUCACCCCAUUCAUUCCUCGCCGUCCAUGCGCGUCGCCGCCACCCUCGCCUCCCUCUUCAGUGCCGUGAUCUCGCCAUCGCGGCCACAACCCCCGUUCUCGUGCCAUUUUCACUCAAUUAUCUCGGAAAAACGCAAAAAUCGUCACCGGACCCAUCGACAAUGUCCGCGAAAACCACCCCCAGAGUGGAAAAUAAUCCGGUGUGAUACCAUCUCGUUGUGUCGUUUUGUUCGGCGGCGAUCGACCGCCCCCACGGGAAAAUGGCGGCGGUGGCGGCGGUAGUGUACAAUGUCUAACUUUUGACAUAGGGCAGUGAUAACAUUAGAGCCAAAAAUGUCAACGUUUGCGUGAUUUUUCAGAAAUGUGCUGUAAAAACUAGGAAGAGUUUGAGACAUGGGGGAGACGCGAGGCUCGAUCUACUUCGCACAGCUGAAGGCCAUGCUGAAGAGGAAUAUUCUGCUCAAGAAAAGGGAAAAGAGGAAAACGACUGCGGAGGUUUUAUUGCCUCUGUACUCUCUCGGUGUCCUCAUCGUGAUGAAAGUGAUGAUUCCGAACCCGAAUUUUCCGGCGAUAGACACUCCACGAGGCGAAGUCCACCUCUUCUCCUAUUUCCAAAAACUGAAAGAUCACACCGUCGCCGUAGUCCCCAACACUAACGAAACUCAAGACUUUUUAAAACGCGUCAACGACUUGUGGCACACCAUCGACCACAACACUUCGGGUUUCCAUCCAAUCAAAUGGUUGCUUUUUCCCACCGAGGAGGAUCUACUCACUGGGUAUUGGUCCCAACCGAACAAUAUACCAAUCGCUGUGAUUUUCGAAGAUCCGAGACCGAUUAGUGGACCUUUGAAGUACAAAAUCAGGUCGAAUCCGUCAGAGUUUGAGACUCCUUCGACGACGGUUUUGUAUAGUUCGCCGGCGUCGUGUCGGGAAUCGUCCGAUUUUUGGUCCGGAGCCAAUGUUUUACCGAUUGAGACGGGGAAAAAUUGUCCGGUUAAUCAGUAUUACUAUUCCGGGUUUGUGGCCCUGCAGGCGCUCUUGGACUAUACGAAGAUUAAGAUCGACACCGAUCGGGACUUCCACGUCCCGAAAAUCAGCCUGGAGAUGUUCCCAAAACGCGCCCACACCGGCGGCUGGAUGGUGGCCUUUCGUCUCGUCAUCCCCCUCUACAUGGUGAUGGCCUUAUCCCAAUUCAUCACCUAUUUGCUCAUCCUCAUCGUCGGCGAAAAGGAGAACAAAAUCAAGGAAGGAAUGAAAAUCAUGGGACUGAAAGACUCCGUUUUUUGGCUCUCCUGGUUCAUCAUUUACGGCAUUUUCGUCCUUUUCUUAUCCAUCGUCUGUUGCGUCCUCCUCUUCACCCUCCAAGUGUUCCAAAACACAAAUUUCCUCCUCAUCUUCCUCCUAGUCCUCUUAUACACACUUUCCAUCAUCAUGUUCGGGUUCAUGAUAACGCCGUUUUUUGACAAGUCGAGGACUGCGGGAAUCCUUGGAAAUUUUGCUGUUAAUAUCAUGAGUUUGUUCUACUUUAUCCAAGUUUUCAUCGACAGUUCCAGUUCAGUGGCAUUUUGGGUCGUUUCUUUGAUAAGUUCGUCUGGAUUCGCGUUGGCUAUGGACAAGGCGUUAGUCAUGGAAUUGAAGGGCGAGGGAGUCAAUUUUGAUAAUUUGUGGUCCGGUCCUGGAAUGCCAUUCGGCGGGAGUUUAAUCAUGAUGGCUUUGGAUAUCGUCCUUUAUGGCCUCCUGGCCUACUAUCUCGAUUGUGUGAUACCCAGCGAGCAUGGUAUCAGACGCUCGCCAUUCUUCUGUUUCCGACCCUUCUUCUGGUUUAACAAGAAACCAGUCCAAAGAAUACCAUUGGCCAAUGGCGGCUCAGCGGGGUCGUUAACCACCGGCGAGGAUGGUAAUUUGGACGUUGAGCCGGUUUCGCGUGAAAUGAAAGGACGCGAAGCCAUCCGAAUUGUCGAUAUGUUUAAAACGUUUCAUCAUUGUCGGAAGCCGGAAAUUAAAGCAAUCAAUGGAAUCAAUCUGACGAUCUACGAAGGCCAAAUUACGGCCAUUCUGGGGCAUAAUGGCGCCGGCAAAACCACACUUUUUAACAUUUUGACAGGUUUGACAGCACCGACUUCCGGAACGGCGUACAUUUUCGGGUACGAUGUCAGAGACCCCAAUGAUAUGGACGAGAUUAGGAGGAUGACGGGAGUUUGCCCACAACAUGACAUUCUUUUCGAUAAUCUAACCCCAAAAGAGCAUCUGGAGUUUUUCGCUGCGGUUAAAGGGAUUCCAGCGAAUUUGCGCGAAUUUGAAGUGAUGAAAACGUUGCGUGAUAUCGACUUGAGUGAUAAGGCCAACGCGUCAGCCAAACAUUUGAGUGGAGGCCAAAAACGCAAACUUUCGAUUGGGAUCGCAGUCAUCGGGGACCCAAAAAUUAUCAUCUUGGACGAGCCUACCGCCGGUGUGGACCCGUACUCGCGACGCCACAUGUGGUCAGUCCUUCAGAACCGUCGCCACGGCAAAGUGAUCCUCCUGACUACACAUUUUAUGGACGAAGCGGACAUUUUAGCUGAUAGGAAAGCCGUGGUGUCCAAAGGCAACAUCCGGUGUUGUGGCAGUUCUCUCUUCCUCAAAAACAAGUUCGGGAUUGGUUACCACUUGACGUUGGUUUUGGAGGGGAUAUGUCGCGAGCAUGCCAUCACCCGAUUGGUCACAUCGCAUGUUCCCAAAGCCGAAAAGGCCCGAAGACAUGGUCGGGAGUUGAGUUUCAUUCUCCCACACAACGCUGUCGAUAAUUUCGCUUCGUUGUUCUCGGCCAUUGAACAGGAGAUUAACAACAAAUCGAGUAAAUUAGGGAUUUCCAGUUAUGGUGUCUCGAUGACGACUCUAGAAGAGGUGUUUUUGCACCUGGAACGGGAUGAGGAAACCGAGGGAACCAUGGAUAAUCUGAGCAAGAAAAUGGUGCGAAAUCGUGCUCUGAGUCGCAGUCUGAGUCUCCAGAGCAAGAGUACGAGUUACCAGUCGUUGCAAAACGAGGGGAAUGUGACUCAGGAUGGGAAAGGUGGGGGCGAUACAAUGGGGGGCUUGGAAAUCAUCAGUGAGACAAAAUCGCCGAUUACUGGAAUCGGGCUCGAAAAAAUCGAAUGUCACCCCAAUGUUUGCCAAACUCUCAUUUCCCUCCUGCGUCUCCGCGUGUUGCGCAUGAUCCGAGACAUCCAAAAGUUGUACUUCAUGGUGCUCCUCCCUCUGGGGCUCGCCGCUCUAGUCCUCUACUUCAACAGCAUGCAAACCAUCGAAGUCAAACUCACACCGUUGGCCCUCAACGGCUCAACCUACGCCGAUAAGACCACGUUUGCCAUUCAUAACGCCUCGGGGGGCUCACUUGACGACUUCUAUGACCAGUUGUUGGAAGUUGGAGUGCAGAGGAUUGACUCGUAUGAUGGCAACUUUUCGUUGCUUUUGGACGUGGCCCCCCAUAUGGCCGCGUUGAAUGUGAAUGUUUUCACGAAUGAUUUGAGUAUUACGGUGAUUUAUAACGAUACGGUGCAACAUAGUUUGCCCAUUAUUUUGAAUUUGAUCAGUAAUGGGUUGUAUAGACUUAUGAGUCCGGAACGGGUGAUGAGGGGGCAAUGGGAACCCAUCGAAGUGUUGACUUUACCGUUUCAGCAAACUGCACAACCGGAGGAGUUUGAUAUCGGGAUUUUUUCAGCGUCCACUUUCAUGGGGAUGAUUUUUGUGCUAGUGCCAGUGAGUUUGGCCAUCGAUAUGGUCUACGACCGAGAGAUAAAAGCCAAAAACCAGCUGCGAGUCAACGGCUUGUCCUUCUGCAUGUACUUCGUGACGUAUUUCGUGGUCCUUGCCGGCCUCAUGAUCCUCAUUUGUGCCGCCCUUAUUCUCAUCAUCUUCCUAUUCAACAUCCCGGCUUUCAAAGGGUGGCCCGCUUUGGUCACUCUCGGAACUCUAACCCUUUUAUACUGCCCUUCAUCGGUCCUUUUUAGUACUUGUGUCAGCUAUAUUUUCGAUAAAACCGAUUCGGCUCAGUCAAUUCUCCCAAACAUUGCCACUUUCGUCGGCUGUAUCCCUUUUUUCCUCGUCACAGCGUUGGAUAUGUUGAAUAUUGGCGGAAAAGCAGCGUUUGUGUUACAUAUUUUAUUUUCUCUACUCAACGCCAUGUAUAUACCAUAUGCGAUCAUCUACUACAUACAGCGGGUUUACAUAAUGUGUAAAUUAAACUCGACUUGUAAUACUUUGACAUUGACCGAUUAUAUGACUAGUGAGAUAAUAGUAAUGUUGGUGGGGAUCCUUGUAAAUAUCCCAUUUUGGUUCUUUGUUUUAAUGGUAAUUGACAUCAAGAAGAGUGGGGGACGUGUCAGCGACGCAUUUAAGUUUUUCAAACGUAACACCGAUGAAAACAUCGAAGACAUCAACGAGUUGAGCGACAUUGGCGAAAAUGAAGAUCAAGAUGUGAAAACCGAGCGUGGGAAAGUGAAAAAUUUGAUGGAUUGUCACGUGGUGAACCCCCCAGUGGUCAUGGUACAAAACCUCCACAAGGAAUACACAAAAAGCGAGAUAAAAUGCGAAUGUUGUAAACACGACGAUGAACCCGAUUGUACUAAAAUCGCAAUUAGGAGUCUCUCUCUUGCUGUGGAUGCCGGCGAGGUGUUUGGCCUUUUGGGGCACAAUGGGGCUGGUAAAACCACCACUAUGAAAAUCAUAACGGCGGAGGAGGCCCCCACACGGGGGCGUGUCCAAAUCGGGGGCGAGAAUAUCACCUCGAAUAUGAACCACGCGUUUCAGUUGUUGGGGUAUUGCCCCCAACACGACGCUUUGUGGAAGAAUAUCACCGUGAGGGAGCAUCUAGAGUGCUAUGCGGCGAUUCGGGGGGUUCCCUCGAGUGAUAUAUCACAAGUUGUUGAUUUGUAUCUCUCGGGGCUCCAGAUACACGAACAUGCUGAUAAGCAAGCACAGCAGUGUUCGGGGGGCACCCGUCGCAAGUUGUCUUUCGCCAUGGCGAUGGUGGGGAACCCCAAAGUGGUGCUUUUGGAUGAGCCGAGCACAGGGAUGGACCCAAGGAGUAAGCGGUUUUUGUGGGACACCAUUUUGGCGAGUUUUCAGGGUUCGAGAGGCGCCAUCUUGACUACACACUCGAUGGAGGAGGCCGAUGCGUUGUGUUCGAGGGUGGGGAUUAUGGUCAAGGGGGAGUUGAGGUGUUUGGGGUCCACUCAGCAUCUGAAGAAUUUGUAUGGGGCGGGGUAUACGCUGGAAAUGAAGUUGAGGGGUGGGGAUAGAACGCCCACUUCGACGUCGUGUGACCGCCCCAAUGAACUCCGGGAGUUUGUUAGUGGAUUGUUUCAUGAUGCGACGCUGCAGGAGAGUUUCGCGGAUAGACUCGUCUUCAGUGUUCCACAACAAAGUGUUCCUUCUUUAGCUAACUGUUUCAUGGAAUUGGAAAAAGCUAAAACGGAGUUGGAUAUUGAGGAGUACAGCUUCAGUCAAACGACGCUGGAACAAGUGUUUUUGAAAUUUGCGCAAUACGAUGAAGUCAACGGGGAAUAAAACCGGAUUGUAUCAUGUGAUUUAUAGAUAAGUUGAAAUAUCUCAUCAAAUCAAAAUUGAUUAUUUUUUAACUAAGUCAAAUGUUGAGUAGUUUAAAUGUGUUGAUUUAAGUUGAAAUUGUACAGUUUUAAACUUGUAACGUAAUUAAACAGAAUGUAUAGUUUGUGUAUGCAUGACUGUUGUAUGAAAAUUGAAUUUUAUUCAGUUUUGUUGGCCUAAAUUUUUAUUUAUUUAUUUUUUUAAACUUGAUGAAAUAGUGCCUAUCGUAUGUUAUGUAAAUAGUCGCUUGCACAGACUUGUCGCUUGCAGUUUGUUUCAUUAGUGAAUUUUUUUUAAAAGUGUGGCAACGCCCACUUGGACGACAAUUUUUACUUUCUCUGCAAUAAUUCAAAUGUAUCAAUUAAAUUGGAAUAAAAUUUUAUUGCUAA
This is a messenger RNA of Tribolium madens (black flour beetle), 6187 nucleotides long. Its product is annotated as cholesterol transporter ABCA5-like. Gene Ontology annotation, cellular component: membrane; intracellular membrane-bounded organelle. The record is from RefSeq and is a predicted model, not a curated record. The transcript is spliced from 15 exons. Gene Ontology annotation, biological process: lipid transport; transmembrane transport. NCBI's taxonomy places the organism in Eukaryota, Metazoa, Arthropoda, Insecta, Coleoptera, Tenebrionidae. The coding region runs from base 609 to 5759 and encodes 1716 amino acids. Gene Ontology annotation, molecular function: lipid carrier activity; ABC-type transporter activity; ATP hydrolysis activity.